Messenger RNA from Cyprinodon variegatus (sheepshead minnow), 2010 nucleotides. Its product is annotated as probable E3 ubiquitin-protein ligase DTX3. Gene Ontology annotation, biological process: protein ubiquitination; Notch signaling pathway. NCBI's taxonomy places the organism in Eukaryota, Metazoa, Chordata, Actinopteri, Cyprinodontiformes, Cyprinodontidae. The coding region runs from base 27 to 1046 and encodes 339 amino acids. The record is from RefSeq and is a predicted model, not a curated record. The transcript is spliced from 3 exons.
AUCCAACCACUGUCAGCCAACGUGUUAUGAAUUAUAUUUGUAGAAAAUGUCCUGAUAAACUGAAGAAAAUUCAUGGUGAUGGUUUUCAGAUUAGUUAUGACCGGGCAAACAGUGAUGGCCAGGGCACAGUUCAGGUGACUUUCAGUCCACAGACAUCGUCUUUCGUUGACAGGGUGCAUUUGGACCUUGUGAGGCAGAGGUUCGUCACGUUCUACCAGAGAACUGCCUCAGACCUGCAGCAGACAUCUCUCCAUCUGGACCCGCACCAAUCUAAGGAGCUGCAGAGAAAGUUUCCUCUCCUGCUUUUCGAAGCAGCUUCCGGCUCACAGACCACCGUCUACGGACCUUUUGCGCACGUGCAGAAACUAAAAGAGUUUCAGCUGCAAAAUUCAAAGAGUCCAGGCAGCAGUCCGGUCAAGAAGUCCCCAACGAGGGGUCAAAGCGUGAAGUCCUCCACUCCGUCACCCGGACGCAGCAAACCUCCCGAAGACGAGUCCUGUCCGAUCUGUAUGGAGCCGAUCCCAGCGGAGAAGAAGAAGGCCCUGCGGUGCAAGCAUUCCUUCUGCAGAGACUGCCUCCAAACAGCUUUUGACUACAAGCCAGUUUGUCCAAUCUGUGGAGAGGUUUACGGCGUCUUGACAGGGACGCAGCCUGAUGGCGGAACAAUGAACGUUCAGACCGUUUCCACCCCCUUGCCUGGAUAUAAGCGAUAUGGAACAAUAGUCAUCCAUUAUGACAUUCCCAGUGGAAUCCAGAAGAAGGAGCAUCCAAACCCGGGGCAGCCGUUCCAAGGAGCGUCCCGUACAGCCUACCUGCCGGACUCCCCAGAGGGAAGGGAAGUCCUGGGUCUGCUCUCUAAAGCCUUCAACCAGAGGCUCAUCUUCACCAUCGGCCGAUCCAGCACCAGUGGCAGGAACAACAUGGUGACCUGGAAUGAUAUUCACCACAAGACGUCGAUGGAUGGAGGACCAACCUGCUAUGGAUACCCAGAUCCGGAUUACCUCAACCGCGUCAGAGAAGAACUGAAAGCCAAAGGAAUCAAAUAGGCGUCUUUUCAAGACCUCUAAAUAAAUGAGAGCAAAGCUAAGAGUUAACAUGUAGUUAUAGGAGUUUCAGCUCAUUUACUACAAUCAUUGUUUGAUCACAUCUUGGCAUUACGUUUCCUGUUUAAUUCAGUGUAAUUUUGUGUCUUUUUGGAGUCACCUUUGCUGAUUAAGUUAUGUAUGUUUGUCAUAAACUGUACGUUCAUGUAAGUUUACAUCAAUAAAUGAAAUGUAAUCAGUAGGCAGUUUGAAAACGCCUGGAGAAAAACAUUUUUCACACUAAAGUCUGUUUAAACUUAAGCAAUAAGAGAAACAGAAAUGUUAGAUGAGCGUCCCUGCAGCUCCAUUAGAUUAGUGAUGAUUUUUAUCAUAAACCUCCAACCUUCUCUGCUAAUCCUGAAGAGCAUUAAAUAUUAAUCAACUUUAAUCAUUCAUAGAAAAUGAAUGAAGGCCAGUUGAGAAACGACAUAAUAGAACCACUUUGGUCUGAACAGUUUUUAACUGUUAGAAUGUGAUUGAAAAAGGGAAGAGCAUUUUUAAACACAACAUGUCCCUGUUUAUAAAUGAUGCGUUGAAGGACCAAUGAUGCUCCACUGUGAGCAUAGCAUUCCUUUCAUCUUCUUCCUCAUUUAGAUCUAAAACUGUCCAGUUUUGUUGCUGUUGAUCUUUGCUUUGGUUCAAACCUGGAGCUCUCCAUUAUUCACCAUCUGCCUGCUGUCUCCCGGUCCAGCUGCUGGUCCUUCUGAUAGUUGCCUCAUCAGGAACCAGGAGGCAGCCAUUGUUGUUGUCAUAGUGAAACGUCACUAUGAUAAAAAACAUACAAAUUUUAAACAAACAUACCCACUCAAAUCACUAAUUAUUUCAGUUUUUUUCUUCUUUUUUUUUUUCAAAAAUCAUUCAGUUGAGAGCAUGCGGUGUUCAUGUUUUGUUUACAAUACAUCCCAUCUUCACUCAGUAAAUGUAAGAA